Messenger RNA from Plectropomus leopardus (leopard coralgrouper), 990 nucleotides. RefSeq names its product homeobox protein Hox-B3-like. NCBI's taxonomy places the organism in Eukaryota, Metazoa, Chordata, Actinopteri, Perciformes, Serranidae. Gene Ontology annotation, molecular function: RNA polymerase II cis-regulatory region sequence-specific DNA binding; DNA-binding transcription factor activity, RNA polymerase II-specific. Gene Ontology annotation, biological process: anterior/posterior pattern specification; regulation of transcription by RNA polymerase II; embryonic skeletal system morphogenesis. Gene Ontology annotation, cellular component: nucleus. The record is from RefSeq and is a predicted model, not a curated record.
UGAGGAGGACCUCCACAAACAGACACGGCGCGGGCUGAGAAUCUGAGCUGGUGCAGAAAAUGAGACCCAGAGAGAAAUGGCCAGAAGCUGCAGGGCUCUCUGGAAACCUGCCAUGUGACAUUUGGCUGCCAGCGCUCCGUCGGAAGGUCAAAGGGGGGCCCCGGUGCACAUUUCAUGGAAAUGCAGAAAACCAGUGCACAGACACAAAACCUCCAGCAGCACCAUUACCAGCACGACUUCUUCUUCGGCGACUCUCUGGAUGAUGUCAGUGGGUUCGCGUGCGCUGCAGCCGCACAACAACAACCUCUGGCGCAAAUGGAGACGUUUGAUCGCCGGAGGUCAAAGCAGCAGCAGCAGUUUCCUCCGAGCAAAAAGAUUUUCCCCUGGAUGAAAGAGUCCAGACACUCAAACCAGAAACACGGAAGGAGAAUCGCAGACUGCACCGUCAACGAGAAGUGUCCGAGCGCGACCCCGGCCUCCAAGAGGACGCGCACCGCGUACACGAGCGCGCAGCUGGUGGAGCUCGAGAAGGAGUUUCACUUCAGCCGCUACCUGUGCAGGCCGCGGCGCGUGGAGAUGGCCGGCCUGCUCAACCUGCACGAGAGGCAGAUCAAGAUUUGGUUUCAGAACCGAAGGAUGAAGCAGAAGAAGGACGAGAGAGUGCAGGGCCUCAUCACCUCCUCCUCCUCCUCCUCCACCAACACCUCCUCCUCCUCACCCCCGUCCUCCCCCUCCGCCCCGGGCAGCCCCACUCUGUCGAGCCUGGGUUAUGUCCAUCUGGGCGGGGAUUACCAACCCGCCUCCCCUUCGCUAAAAUCCCAACCGGUGUACCCGGAAUACUCCAAAUAUCCAGCUCCGGGUUUCACGCAGCUUAAUUAUGACACGCGCACCGCCUCGCGCACAACUAACGUGGAUCAUAACGGGUCAUAUUUCCCACAGAGCUGCACUCAGGACAGAAUCAUGCAAGCUCCAAAACUGACUCAUCUGUAG